CUUCGGGCCGGCGGCCGCCUCUCGUUCAGCGAGGAGCCGUGUGUGGGGGUGGAUAAAAUUCUUUGGCUUUCCUUGUGGCUUGUUUAGUUUGGUUUUGAAAGCGCGCGAGUUCGGUUCGGUUCAACCGCGCGCGGAACGACCCGGAACGCGUUUUCCCGGUUCCUCGUCUGGAGGCGUACAGGACACAACGACGACGACGACGACGACGCUCGGUCCGGUCCAUUCGCAGUCCACUUCGACGGCCGCGGCCCCCGAGAGUGCAAAUGUAAAAUUAAUUUGGCUUCAGGAUAAGAAUAGAUUGCUUUCGAGUGACAUACGACCGCAUUCGCACGAUGAAGACGGUUGAUUUCUAGGAAGCCUGGCACGUGUCGGUGGUUUAGAUGUACAAAUAAAUUCGGCCCUAUUUCGAUUCCCAGGAUCUAAUCAAGGAUCAGUGUUAAUUGAAACAGAUGAAGAAGUUAUUUCUAGAAGAAAAUUAAUAGAAUUUGGUGCAAGUGAUUUAGUUCGGGAACGGUCAGUGCUCCACAACCUCAAAAAAUAAAAUAAAGUGAAAAUGGGCGACUUUCCGUUGAAUAACUCGCUGGCCGAGUUUUUGGUGUUAUCGUCGUCGCCGGGUGAUUUGAACAAUGUGAGUCUCGUUGAAGAUGUUGGCGCUGGAAACCUCACCAAGGAAGUCACACGUUCGCUGAUCAGGCCCAGCUACUACAUCAUAGUGAUAGCGCUAUCAUAUCUCUUUGGAUGCGUCGGGAAUCUCAUAGCGCUAAUCUAUCUAUGGAACAGGAAGAACGUCCGGAAUACCAAACAUUCCCUUAUGCUGAAAUGUUUACUCACAAACGACCUAAUCGGACUGACGGGUAUGUUCGUCCAGAUGUACUUGCACCGGUACCUGCCACAGGAGAUCGUCGACGCCAAUAUGCACCACUUCUGCUUCUUCCGGGUGAUUUGGCGCGUGUUCGGGAUCAGUUCCGGCUGUGUCGCGUUCGUCAUGGCACUGGAGCGGUACAUCGCACUCACGAAGCCGUUUUUCUAUCAUAAGCAUGUGUCCGAUAAAAUGAUAAGGAGAUCGAUAUUCCUGCUCUGGGCGGUGGGAGCAUUCUUCACGUUUCUUCCUUUGUUCGGCUUCGGGAUCUACUACGACGAGAGGAAGCAGACGUGCAUCCGAUAUCGGGACGCCACCGACCCCACCAACGUCGCCUACGCCUAUCUGUUCUUCAGUGUCGGUAUAAUCCUGUGCACGGGGAUAGUGAUAUGCAAUCUGAGCGUGCGCAAGGUACUGUAUCAGUCCCACCACAAGAUGCGAAGGCAGUUCCGCUCAAUCCAGCCGAUGCCGAUGGUGGAAAGGGCCACCCUAAGGAGCUCGCAAAAAUCGACCAGCUUCACCGAUUCGUCCAUCUUCCGGAUGGUCGGCGAACCAACGACGGAGGAAAUCCGCUUCGCCAAACUGAUGACGUUCCUGAGCAUCAGUUUCCUCGCCUGUUGGCUCCCGCAGAUGGUGUCCAUCCUUCUGGCUCAGCUGUUGAAACCGGAAGUAAAGGCACGGUUUACCUGGUUCUUCGCUCUGUCCGACAUACUGAUCCUACUGCACUUCAUGCUCGAUCCCUACAUCUACGUCCUGCUGAGACAGAGUGGCCGCAGCGACUUACGAACCAUGAUCCGGUACGUGUUCAGCCGGAGUCAGUUCAACAUCAUGGACACGGCCAUCACGCCCAUUCAGAAAAUUCAGACCAACUCGUCGCCUCUACCCUAAGCCUCCGAAAACCAAACCAAAAAACUAACGACCCCAAGAAUGACUUCUCACACCAAAAAAAAAAAUCACCAAAACAACCCAGUACGCUUGUUUUAUACACCCUUGUCUCCCUUAUCCUAGGUUGGCGUGGCCAGCGCGCAAAGCUCCCGCGAGGGACAAAGGACGAGACACGGUUACCACGACGGAUACCAGCGACUGAGAAGGGGGAUGCGCUUGCUUUCCUCUCGUCGGGAUAUGGGGAUGUUGUGUCAAAGCUUUAAAAAAAGCCUAUUCUCCGUACCAGAAUGCAAUUGAAAACGCGCAUACCUGCUCUAGUAUUGGAGGAAAAAUACUCAGGAACUAUUUUUAUAAUGCUUCCUGAAGGUGGAUUGCAAUUUUAUCCAGUCUAUCUACAAUUAUCAUCGCUUUGGUCAAAGUUCAAAUUACAAAAUACGUAACAACAACAAACCAAGUUUGGAUGUGAUCAAACGUUGUCGAACAACAUACAUUAUGUUACCAAAAUCAAGAGAAAUAUAUUAUCCUUUGGAUAUGGUUGAAAUAA
Messenger RNA from Aedes albopictus (Asian tiger mosquito), 2288 nucleotides. RefSeq names its product prostaglandin E2 receptor EP4 subtype-like. The transcript is spliced from 5 exons. Bases 554 to 1747 code for a protein of 397 amino acids. Gene Ontology annotation, molecular function: G protein-coupled receptor activity. Gene Ontology annotation, biological process: adenylate cyclase-activating G protein-coupled receptor signaling pathway; inflammatory response; positive regulation of cytosolic calcium ion concentration. The record is from RefSeq and is a predicted model, not a curated record. Gene Ontology annotation, cellular component: plasma membrane. NCBI's taxonomy places the organism in Eukaryota, Metazoa, Arthropoda, Insecta, Diptera, Culicidae.